This is a messenger RNA of Lactuca virosa, 345 nucleotides long. Lineage: Eukaryota; Viridiplantae; Streptophyta; Magnoliopsida; Asterales; Asteraceae. The record is from the annotation of a GenBank genome assembly.
AUGGCUUUCCCUUCUUCCGACCUUCACUUUACCUUGUUACCUCUAAUGGCCCAAGGCCAUAUGAUACCCAUGGUGGACAUUGCCAGAAUGCUAGCCCAACACGGUGUUCUUGUCACUAUAAUCACAACUCCAUUUAACGUUGACCAUUUUAAAUCAGUCACUGAUCGUGCAAUUAAAGCUAACCUCAAGAUUCAAGUACUUGAACUCAAACUCCCUUUAGCUGAAGUUCGAUUGCUUGAAGGAUGCCAGAGUUUUGACUUGAUUCCAUCAAUUGCACUCGUGGUCAAAUUUGUUGAUGUCAUUUCCAUGUUAGAGAACCAACUGAAAGCAUGCUCCGACAUUUAA